Rhododendron vialii is the source of this 1521-nucleotide messenger RNA. RefSeq names its product putative receptor-like protein kinase At3g47110. Gene Ontology annotation, biological process: hormone-mediated signaling pathway. Gene Ontology annotation, cellular component: plasma membrane. The transcript has 7 exons. Gene Ontology annotation, molecular function: protein binding. The record is from RefSeq and is a predicted model, not a curated record. The coding region runs from base 1 to 1521 and encodes 506 amino acids. NCBI's taxonomy places the organism in Eukaryota, Viridiplantae, Streptophyta, Magnoliopsida, Ericales, Ericaceae.
AUGGAUCAGAGUUCUGUGGGUGGUGAGCCCGUGGUGGAGGUCGCCAGUGGUGGUGGGAGUUGCCGGUGGUAUUGGGUGUCGCCGGUGGUGGUGCUCCUCCAGUCCUCCGCCCUCUUACUCUCUCUCUCCCUCACUCUCCGUUGGUUUUCAGAUCUGUGUGGGGUUCCCUCGGAUCUGGUGGGUGGAGGCAGUGGGCGAAUAACUCUCGCGAGGCUUGACUUCGGAGUAGGUGGUAUAAGGGCUGGGGCUUGGCCCUGGAGCCUGGGUUCUACAAGUUUUCAGCCGUGGGUUUUACUUGGGGAUUUGAAGAGGCCGAAAAGUGAUGGGUUGAUUGUAGUCUCCCUUUCAUUAUAUUCGGAUGGAUUUGCUGUAAGUGCCACUUGGCAUUUUAAUGAAAUCACCACUGCUGUCCCCAUGUCAAAUGAGACAGACCGUCAAGCUUUGCUUGCUAUCAAGGAUUUGGUGCAAGGUGAUGCUUUUCCGGUAUUUCGCUCCUGGAAUCACUCCAUCCACUUCUGCAAGUGGGAAGGAGUUACUUGCGGUCGUAAGCAUCAACGCGUGACCAUUCUAGACUUAUCAUCCCGAGGGUUGGUGGGUUCUCUAUCCCCUCAUGCAGGGAAUCUUACCUUUCUCAGGACGAUUGAUCUCGGCAACAACAGCUUCCAUGGAACCAUCCCGAAUGAAAUUGGAAGGUUGUUUCGACUUCAACAUGUUAUUCUUGGGAAUAAUUCCUUUGAAGGCAAGCUACCUACCAAUAUCACUUGUUCGUCGAACAUCAAAGAAAUAAAUCCAAAUAAUAACCACCUAGGAGGCGAACUGCCUGUUGGGCUUUACGACAUGUUGUCACUCAGCUUUGUUUCUCUAACCUCCAAUCAAUUGCAUGGAACCCUCGCCCCAGAUUUUGAUUUGGCUCUUCCAAAUCUACAAGUAUUUUUUAUCGGUGGAAACCAUUUCUUUGGGCCUAUUCCUUCAUCGAUAGGCAAUUCUUCUAGACUUUUGAGAUUCCAUAUUACAGACAAUGCAAUUAACGGGCCCACACCAAAAAGUCUAGGAAACCUUAAUGAUCUUGAAAUAUUUACGGCAGAUACCAAUUCACUUGGAACUAAUAGCGGGAAUGAAUUGCAUAACAUUAUGAAUACGUUGUCCAACUGUUCCAAUCUACGAGAGUUGAGAUUAACUGCAAAUAACUUUAGUGGUUUGUUGCCCCAUUCCAUCGCAAAUCUCUCAAAAUUUCUGAGUUAUUUGACUCUCGGUGAUAACUAUAUAUCUGGAAGCAUACCUGUUGGGAUUGAGAACAUUCUGAACCUACAGCUUUUCUCAGUAGUUCAUAACAUGCUCAGCGGCAGUAUUCCUGAAUCCAUUGAAAAUAAGCUAGAGGAAAGGAUACCUGAUUCCUUGGGAAAUUGUAAACGUCUUCAAGUAAUUGAUCUCAGUUCCAAUAAACUCACCGGAACCAUACCUGGACAAAUCUUCGAGCUUUCAUCCCUAUCUAUUGGUCUCUUCCUAGAUCAUAAUCAGUAA